Messenger RNA from Pecten maximus, 6748 nucleotides. Its product is annotated as atrial natriuretic peptide-converting enzyme-like. The record is from RefSeq and is a predicted model, not a curated record. Gene Ontology annotation, cellular component: membrane. Gene Ontology annotation, biological process: acrosome reaction; proteolysis. Lineage: Eukaryota; Metazoa; Mollusca; Bivalvia; Pectinida; Pectinidae. The transcript is spliced from 20 exons. The coding region runs from base 384 to 3233 and encodes 949 amino acids. Gene Ontology annotation, molecular function: serine-type endopeptidase activity; protein binding.
UAGUACAGACGCCUGUGGUCAGCCGAGUGUAAUAGCCCUGGUCAUCAACAGGCUUUUUGGUUAUAGUGGUCAGUGGGUUUGGACGUUUGCCCAAUAAAGACGUGAGACUGAUCAGUACCACCUGUGGUUAAAGUCAACACCUGGUCAGCAGCAGAGGUCGAGCCCUCAACACUUACUUCCGACGUGGACAAUUUGAAAUCUUGUGUGGUCCUAAUAUAUAUUGUGGUCAGUAUGUUACUGUGCCUUCUUGCAAUGACAUAAAAGGAUUCGGACAAAUGUGCAACAGCAGAGGAAUGGUUAAACGGUCAAACCUGUACAUUGACCACUGGUCUAAUGUGACGUAAAUACCACACUGACCACUCCCACCUCAUCAGGGCGGGGCCAUGCCGCACGUAAGGAAACAGCGCGAGCGGAAUGCCCUCCUGGUGGGGCUCUGUAUUGAGGCUUGCUAUGACAACCCGUUGUUCCACGAGGAGGACACACGAUACCCACAGGACGACCUGGUACGUCAUGGUAUGGGAUCCACGGGCGGCAACGGCACCCCGGGGGAGAAGGGGUCACGCGCCAAGGACUACCACGUGACCACUGAACUACCUCCAUCCGACGUCCAAUUCAAAAAGUCGUACAACUUCCGACAGCGGUCAGUGGUUAAGAUUGUGGCUAUCGUUGUUUUAGUGAUAUUGGUGGCACUCAUUGUUGGACUACUGGUACAUUUCCUUGGUUCAAGAACGGGGGAAAAGGAAGAAGUACCUUACAAACCGCCUACUGUGCUCUUUCUGUCCACGACGUUAAGGGGAAGUUUGCGGGUAGUGGAGGGGCCAUUUUCUAUAUACAAACCUGACUAUAGUAACAAACAUUCGGAAGCGUAUGCUUUGUUUUCUGGCGCCUUUUUAUAUAAAAUGCAGUUAGUUUUUCAAAACAGUAGAUACAGCGUGCAGUAUAACCGUACGGAGAUCGACUCCAUCAUGUCUGGUAGUGUUAUUGUGACCUUCACCCUCCAUUUCUCACCGCCCAUCAGUGUGACGUCAGACUCGGAACCAUUCAUAUCAUCACUGCUCAAACGUCCUCUGGACGGCGACCUUUUCACUACCGAUAUCAACUCCGUCACAAUACAUGCUCAAGCUAUCGCCCCUACUACAACUCAAGCUCCACCCUCAGGCCAGUGUUCACCCAUAACCUUACCGGCGUGUCAGAACGCCACAACGUACCACCAGACCAUGUAUCCAAACCUCCUCGGUCAUAUGUCCGAACAACAGGCCAUGACUGCACUGUCAACAUACGGCGAUCUCUUCACAUUCCCCUGCUACGACUACGCCAGCGACUUCUGGUGUUCCGCGUGGGCCCCCGAGUGUGUUGGAGGCCGUACCAUACCGCCGUGUCGGGACUACUGUGAAGAUGUCCAGAAGAACUGUGAUGGACAUUAUCCCAGUAAUUUCUCUUGGCCCAUACAGUGUAGUUCUUUACCAGAUUCCAUGGAUCCAUCCGUGUGUCGACGUAACCCCUAUACACCCGGGAAGUGUAUCAAGGUAACAGAUCCAAUGUUAGAAGGCUGUGUUCAUCUCGGAUUCACGGAGACGGCAUUUCCAAACUAUGCCGGGAAUAUAGGCGAGACGUCUGCCGCCGACAUGCUUAUGUUACUGGGUACCAUUGAGUCUGCCACUAUGUGCAACAGGCAUGCCACCUACUUUGCAUGCGCAGCUUUUGUUCCAAAGUGUUCCGGAAGUGAUAUUCCUGGUCAGCAUACCAUUCCGCCUUGUAAAAGUCUGUGUGAAGGUGUCAAAUCCCGUUGUUCCAUAUUUAUGGAGAUCUUCCAUUCGCCAUGGCCAUCAACCUUGAACUGUUCCGCAUUUCCGGAUGUAAAUGAUACCUCUGUAUGUAUGGGGUACGCCCAGGCACACGAACCGCCCCUUAUAGAAGACUGCAAGGUAAAAGAAAUGCGGUGUGAUAAUAGCACGUGUAUUCCGCCCUCCUGGAUUUGUGAUGGAUUUCUCGACUGUGCCGACAAGGCGGACGAGAUGCAUUGUGCCUCCUGCUCACCUGACCAGUAUCAGUGCCGACCAGUAUCUGCCCUCUGUAUAGACAAGGCUGCCGUGUGUGACGGAAUCACAGACUGCUUCGAAGACGUAGAAGAAGCUGAUUGUGUAAAACUUGGCGAAGGAUCCUCCAGUGGGAUUGUUCACGUCCAUAACGUCGUGUCAGGAAUCUGGGAGGAGGUGUGUGCAGACGGUUGGAACAUCACACUUAGUCAACUUGUCUGUCAACAGCUUGGUUACCAGUACGCUGUGAGUUAUAUCAAUAAUGCUCAAACUCCGGGAGGAACGAAAGCCAUUCUCCACAAUUCACCACACAACUCCAGCGAUCAUACCGCUCUCCAGAGCUUUUUGACAAAGAGUUCUUCCUGCCCAAGUAACCAAGUCGUUAAUGUAAAGUGUGGUCCUCCAGUGUGUGGUACUCGACCUGCCAAUUAUAAAUCUGCUACACGGAUUGUGUCGGGGAAAGAAGUGGAGCCAGGAGCUUGGCCUUUCAUGGUCUCCCUACAUGGCGGGCCAGCCGAGCGGUUCUUCUGUGGUGGCACGCUACUCAGUGAGACGUGGGUUCUAACGGCUGGUCAUUGUCUCGGAGGGACAACUUCUCCCGGUGGCAUCACCUUAAAGAUCGGUGCCACGAGACGAGAUACAUACUCAGAAUUUAGACAAGUGCGAAAACCCAAAUCGCUGCACGUGCAUGAGGGAUAUAAUCCACAGACAGUUGAUAACGACAUAGCACUGAUAGAACUUUCUAAACCUGUCUACUUUAAUGACUACGUCCGACCAGUCUGUCUACCACAGUGGGAACACAGGACACCUAAGGGAACGCGUUGUUACGCUACCGGCUGGGGGAAGGCCAACGAGACGGCUCUGGAGUACCAACGAGCUAUACAGGAGGUAAAUCUGGACGUGGUGAGCUGGGAAAGUUGCCGCAAUUCUAUCGCAAAUUCCGAAAUUUACACCCCCUACAAACUUACGGCCAACAUGAUGUGCGCCGGGGGCGGGGUGGGGCAUGACGCAUGCUCCGGUGACAGCGGUGGUCCUCUUUUAUGUCCAGCUGACCCCAAACGGACGACAUGGUACGUGGCGGGUGUCGUGUCAUGGGGAGUAGGUUGUGCAGUGCCCAACAUCCCGGGGGUGUACACUAAUGUGCCUCUAUAUUUAGACUGGAUCAGGAACAUCACGCGCAACCAAUUGCAUAUAUGAACAACAUGUGACUUUUAUAUAGAUGUACAUGUAUAUCCAUUGUUACUCCGGAUUUAUAUACAUUUGUAUGUAUAAGAAGGCGAGAGACACUCUGUGGGAUGAAUCCACUGGUAUAGUAUCAGUGGUAGUUAUGAUAGCAAUAUCACACAACAUAUUAUAUUGUACAGUGUUGAAAAUAAUUGUAUGAAACAAUGUGCGCGACUCCUUGAUCUCAGUUCUGGACCAUUCCAGGAACUUCAUUUGUGAUGUUGACCAGUUUUCCAAGUUAAAACUGAAAUAAUGUUAUUUAGAGACUGAGCCUUGGACAAACUACAGACCAUUAACUCUUGUCUACAGGAAUGUGGUAAUACCCACCGUUAUUUAACAUACCAGACAUGCUUCCAUGGCUGGAGAAACCUCAUCGCACUGCCAAACCCCAAUUAUUCCUUUGAACCAGACAUACAUAAACAAAUUGGAUACAUGUCCGUGGAUCCUAUAGAUAAGAAAUAUAUUAACGUAGUCUGGUAGGAAACCGUAUCGGGAAAGUUGGACCCUGGUAUAAAGUAAUAAAGAACAACGCCUAGUAAUUGAAAAAUGGCAUUUCCCGGCUAUUACAUCACCAGAUACAUCAGCAGCAGCAGCAGCGGCAUCCCACUGUCUGUCUGUCCGUCCGUACUGAACUAUCCGAGAUUAGUAUUACCUUAUCGUUCGAGGUAUUGAUGCCUAAUGCAUCGUAAUCAUUACAUAUUACACAAUUCCGGUCUGAACUAAAAAUACCACAGAAAAGAUCAAAGGAGGGGAAGCAACCUUCGUAAGUGGAAGACAAUCAGUUUUCCGAAUUCUAUAAGUCCUGUGAUCAAUACUGUCAAACAUAGAAUGUCGUAUCGCAAGCUAUCACCUGUAGUUAGUCCCUCUUACUAGACAAAAUACAGUACUUGUGAUAUCACACAAAAAAACUGAGCAAAAAUAACUCAAUUCAUUAAAUGGAAUAUCGUAAAACAAAUACCUUUAUGCUAUAUAUGGCAAAGUAUAUGAUUAUAUUCUAUAUGUGUAUCAGUAUACCUAACGCUGUUUCUGUACAUCAGUAUACCUAAAGUUGUUUCUGUACAUCAGUAUACCUAAAGUUGUUUCUGUACAUCAGUAUACCUAACGCUGUUUCUGUACAUCAGUAUACCUAACGCUGUUUCUGUACAUCAGUAUACCUAACGCUGUUUCUGUACAUCAGUAUACCUAACGUUGUUUCUGUACAUCAGUAUACCUAACGCUGUUUCUGUACAUCAGUAUACCUAACGCUGUUUCUGUACAUCAGUAUACCUAACGCUGUUUCUGUACAUCAGUAUACCUAACGCUGUUUCUGUACAUCAGUAUACCUAACGCUGUUUCUGUACAUCAGUAUACCUAACGCUGUUUUUUGUACAUCAGUAUACCGAAAGUUGUUUCUGUAUAUCAGUAUACCUAACGCUGUUUCUGUACAUCAGUAUACCUAAAGUUGUUUCUGUACAUCAGUAUACCUAACGCUGUUUCUGUAUAUCAGUAUACCUAACGCUGUUUCUGUACAUCAGUAUACCUAAAGUUGUUUCUGUACAUCAGUAUACCUAAAGUUGUUUCUGUACAUCAGUAUACCUAAAGUUGUUUCUGUACAUCAGUAUACCUAAAGUUGUUUCUGUACAUCAGUAUACCUAACGCUGUUUCUGUACAUCAGUAUACCUAAAGUUGUUUCUGUAUAUCAGUAUACCUAAAGUUGUUUCUGUACAUCAGUAUACCUAACGCUGUUUCUGUAUAUCAGUAUACCUAAAGUUGUUUCUGUACAUCAGUAUACCUAACGCUGUUUCUGUACAUCAGUAUACCUAACGCUGUUUCUGUACAUCAGUAUACCUAACGCUGUUUCUGUAUAGCAGUAUACCUAAAGUUGUUUCUGUACAUCAGUAUACCUAACGCUGUUUCUGUAUAUCAGUAUACCUAACGCUGUUUCUGUACAUCAGUAUACCUAACGCUGUUUCUGUAUAUCAGUAUACCUAACGCUGUUUCUGUACAUCAGUAUACCUAACGCUGUUUCUGUAUAUCAGUAUACCUAACGCUGUUUCUGUACAUCAGUAUACCUAACGCUGUUUCUGUAUAUCAGUAUACCUAACGCUGUUUCUGUACAUCAGUAUACCUAACGCUUUUUCUGUAUAGCAGUAUACCUAACGCUGUUUCUGUACAUGAGUAUACCUAGCGCUGUUUCUGUAUAUGUGUGUAUCUGAUGUUUACAGUCAUGUGUCUUUAUCUGGUGUUUACAGUCACGUGUCUUUAUCUGGUGUUUACAGUCACGUGUCUUUAUCUGGUAUUUACAGUCACGUGUCUUUAUCUGGUAUUUACAGUCACGUGUCUUUAUCUGGUAUUUACAGUCACGUGUCUUUAUCUGGUGUUUACAGUCACGUGUCUUUAUCUGGUGUUUACAGUCACGUGUCUUUAUCUGGUAUUUACAGUCACGUGUGUAUAUCUGGUAUUUACAGUCACGUGUCUUUAUCUGGUGUUUACAGUCACGUGUGUAUAUCUGGUGUUUACAGUCACGUGUGUAUAUCUGGUGUUUACAGUCACGUGUCUUUAUCUGGUAUUUACAGUCACGUGUCUUUAUCUGGUGUUUACAGUCACGUGUCUUUAUCUGGUAUUUACAGUCACGUGUCUUUAUCUGGUAUUUACAGUCACGUGUCUUUAUCUGGUAUUUACAGUCACGUGUCUUUAUCUGGUGUUUACAGUCACGUGUCUUUAUCUGGUAUUUACAGUCACGUGUGUAUAUCUGGUAUUUACAGUCACGUGUCUUUAUCUGGUAUUUACAGUCACGUGUCUUUAUCUGGUGUUUACAGUCACGUGUCUUUAUCUGGUAUUUACAGUCACGUGUCUUUAUCUAGUGUUUACAGUCACGUGUCUUUAUCUGGUAUUUACAGUCACGUGUCUUUAUCUGGUAUUUACAGUCACGUGUCUUUAUCUGGUAUUUACAGUCACGUGUCUUUAUCUGAUGUUUACAGUCACGUAUCUUUAUCUGGUGUUUACAGUCACGUGUCUUUAUCUGGUGUUUACAGUCACGUGUGCGUAUCUUGAGUUUACGAUCACGUGUCUUUAUCUAGAUAAAGGUGAUUACGUAUUCGUCCCUUUUAUCCUGUAAUUACGCCAUCGUAUUAAAUUGUACACUCUGACACACUUAGCGUUUCGUUAUUUAAUUAGAAUUUGCAACAAUAUGUUUAUUGUCCUAUGCCACCGUUUUUGUCUACAGUAACUACCAUUUCAUUGUUUCGAAAUCAUCAAAUACCUGUGAUUGUAACCGAACUAGCAGUAUUUGUAUUGUGUCUGAACUUUGUGUAGAACGGGUUAUAUAUUAAUAACUAUAUCGAAAUUAGUAAUCAAUCACAUUACUUGAUGUAAGUACAGUGAACUACAUUAGUAAACAUUUGUGAGGAUAAGGAAUGAUUUGAAUGUGUCUGUACUAUAUGCUAUAUGUAUAUAUAUGCUAAUAAUGAACAAGGAACAUUUUUAUCCAAUAAAAUAUUGUACUUAUA